Molecule: messenger RNA, 3609 nt
Organism: Rhodotorula graminis WP1
Lineage: Eukaryota; Fungi; Basidiomycota; Microbotryomycetes; Sporidiobolales; Sporidiobolaceae
Exons: 17
Coding region: 1-3540 (1179 amino acids)
Biological process (GO): protein import into peroxisome matrix
Cellular component (GO): cytosol; peroxisome; peroxisomal membrane
Molecular function (GO): ATP binding; ATP hydrolysis activity
Source: RefSeq, a predicted model, not a curated record
AUGGGACGCACUGCUGCAGUCCACUUGGUCCCCCUGCGCAACUGCCUGUGCAACCUCCCCUUGUCGCUCCACGCUCCUCUCUCGACCCGCGCCGUCGCUCCCCAGUCGCUCGCCGUCCAGCUCACCUUCAAACCCCGACCCACCCCCGAUGUGCCCAACCCGCAAACCGUCACCCUCUGCGUCGGCUGGACCGGCCUCCCCGCCCAACCGGCGCUCGUCAACCUCUCUCACCACCACCACCACCGUGGAGCACAAGCACCACCGCCCAACGACCGCAUCGAGCUCGACCCGCACUUUGCCACCAUGCUCCACCCGCAACUCGUCGAGGGCACCACCGUCUCGAUCGAGCUCCUGCGCGACCUGCCGCACGCGACCCAGGUCAACGUCACCCCGCUCACCCCCGACGACUGGGAGGUCCUCGAGACCAACGCCGAGUUUGUCGAGAUGUACCUCUUGAACCAGGUGCGCGCGUGCGCAGAGGGCAUGACGGUCGGGUGCUGGGUUGGCUCGACGCUCGUGCGCUUUGCCGUCGACUCGACCCUCCCGAGCGCGAGCCCCGCCGUCCUCCUCACCACCUCGACCGAGCUCGUCGUCGCGCCCAAGGCGCGCCACGCCCCUCCUUCCUCGACCAAGACGCACGACCUCUCGUCCACCUCGACGGCCUCGGCGGCGGCGGGCCACCUCGCGCCCACCUCGGCCGCCCAGGCAGAGUGGGAACGCGCGCGCCGGACCCUGCUUCGGCUCCUCCCGCCGGCGUUCUCCUGCCCCACCACCACAACCCUCACCACCACCACCACCUCCCCCUCCCUCUCGCCCACCUCCCCCUCACCCACCACCACGGCCCCCACCCCGCCCGACACCCCGGUCGAGCUCGUCGUCCACCCGAGCCUCGCGCGCACCCUGCGCCGCGCGUUCCCCGGGCUUGGAGGGAGGGCGUCGGUCGUGCACUGGGCGCGGCCGGGCGCGGGCGCUGGCUCUGGCUCGGGCGCUGGCGCUGGUGGGGCGGCGGGCGCAGGCUCGGGAGCGGGAACGGGAACGGGAGCGAGGGGAGAGGAGGGAGAGGGCGCCGCGAGUGAGGGGGCGGGAGCGGCUGGAGGAGCUGGAGCAGCAGCAGGAGGGGCAGGAGGAGGAGGUCCAAGCGCGCCGCUCGACGUCGUCGUCGUCGAGUGCGAGCGCGUCCCGCCCGGGCAUGCGUGGGCCGACGAGCGCGUCAGGGGGGAGCUGCUCGGCUCGGGCGCGGGCGCGGGCUCGGGCGCGGCGGGAGGAGGAGGAGGAGGAGCGGCGGCGGCGGCGAGGGGAGGGGCGUACGAGCUCGUGAGGCUCGGCGCACCGCUCUCGGCGCAGGUCAAGAAGGCGCGUGCGGCGGCCAAGGAGCGCGAGCAGGAGGGCAAGAGUGCGCCUGGGUCGCCGGCUGGGUCCUCGCGCCGCUCGCUCCACCAGCAGCUCGACUCGGCCGCCAACGGCCCGUCCACCACCACCACCGCCACCGCCACCGCCACCGCGUCUCCCGCAGCCGCACCCGCAGCGCCACCGCAGCUCGCCGGCAUCGACCGCCCGCUGUCGGCCCUCACGGCGCACGUCGUGCACUCGCUUUCGGCGCGCGCGCUCGGCGGCGCGUCGUCUGGCGCAGGAGGAGGUGGAGGAGGUGCGGCAGGAGCGGUGCCCGGCGUGCUGGUGACGGGCGCGAGCGGCGCGGGCAAGACGGCGCUCGUGAGGGAGGCGGCGAGGAGGAUGGCCGUGGACGAGAGGGCGCUGUGCCACACCAUCUACGUCGACUGCGCGCAGCACGCCGACGCGCGCCUGCCGGCGCUCAAGGCGCGCUUCAAGGACUGGCUCGACGAGGCGUGCUGGGCGGCCCCGAGCGUCCUCGUGCUCGACAACCUGGACCGCCUCAUCGGCGCCGAGGUCGAGCACGCCGACUCGUUCCCGACGGUCCACCUCGCGCACACGUUCCUGUCGCUCGCCCAGGCGGCACUCGCCGCGCGCCCGGUCGUCCUCGUCGCGACGGCCCAGGGCACGACGACGCUGCACCCGCUCCUGCAGAGCACGCACCUGCUCGGCGAGACGGUGCCGCUCAGGGGCCCGGACAAGACGGCGAGGCGGGACAUCGUCAACGUGCUCGUCAAGGCCAAGACGUCGACGUCGGACCUCGUCGCGCCCCGGCUCAACUGCGCCUCGAUCGCGGCCAUCACCGAGGGCUACCUCCCCGCCGACCUGCGCGACCUCGUCGACCGCGCCGUCCAGCAGGCCGCCAUCCGCUCCCUGUCGUCCCCCUCCUCCUCCUCCACCUCGACCACGACCACCACCUCGCCGUCGAGCGCGAGCGACGCGCCGCCGCUCGUCCUCACGGCCGACGACUUUACCUCGGCGCAGCAGGGCUUUGUCCCGCUGUCGCUGCGCGACGUCAAGCUCCAGAAGAGCGACGUCGCGUGGGCCGACAUUGGCGGCCUGCACGACGCGCGCAAGACGCUCCGAGAGACGCUCGAGUGGCCGACAAAGUACGGCGCCAUCUUUGCCGGGUGCCCGCUCCGGCUCCGCUCGGGCCUCCUCCUGUACGGUUUCCCCGGUUGCGGCAAGACGCUCCUCGCGUCGGCCGUCGCCAAGGAGUGCGGCCUCAACUUUAUCAGCGUCAAGGGCCCCGAGAUCCUCAACAAGUACAUUGGCGCGAGCGAGAAGAGCGUCAGGGACCUGUUUGACCGCGCCCAGGCGGCGAAGCCUUGCGUCCUGUUCUUUGACGAGUUUGACUCGAUCGCGCCAAAGCGUGGCCACGACUCGACGGGCGUCACGGACCGCGUCGUGAACCAGAUGCUCACCCAGAUGGACGGCGCCGAGGGCCUCGAUGGUGUCUACGUCCUCGCUGCAACCUCACGCCCCGACUUGAUCGACCCAGCGCUCCUUCGCCCCGGUCGCCUCGACAAGAGCAUCCUGUGCGACAUGCCCUCGCGCACCGACCGUCUCGAGAUCCUGCGCUCGGCCGCCCAAAAAGUCCACCUCGCGCCGGGCGUCACGCUCGACGCCUACGCGUCGCAGACGGCCGGCUACAGCGGCGCCGACCUGCAGGCGCUCGUGUACAACGCGCACCUCGACGCCGUGCACGCCGGGCUCAACGCGGCGACCGAGGCGGCGCAGGGCGAGGGUGCGGGUGCGGGUGUGGCGGGCGGCAACGAGGACGAGGACGAGGUGCGGUACGUGAACUUGGGCGGCGGCGAGGAGGGGAGCAAGGUGCUCAGCCGGGCCGAGCAGGCGAGCGUCAACAAGCGGCUCGAGGCCAUCGUCGCGACGCUCAAGGAGGCGCAGCGCUCGUCGACCAAGGCCAAGAAGGCCGCCGCCGCCCCGGCCUCUCCCGCCUCGCGCGCACCUACCUACAUCGAGGAGGCGCACCUGCGCAAGGCGCUCGAGGGCACGCGCCCGUCCGUCCCGGCCGACGAGCUCGUCCGCCUGCGCAAGAUCUACAAUGAGUUUGUGUCGGGCCGGAGCGCGAACGGGCUUCCCUCGGGCGAGGCGAGCGACGAGGUUGGCGGGCGGGCGAGCCUCAUGUAGCUCUUCUCCCUCUCUCUCUCUCCCUUCUUCUUCUCUCGGACGACGCCGCAAUGAAAAGUAUCUGGCAAC